AUGGGUCUUUAUGAUGUCGGUAGUGCACUUGUUCGGGGAGAUAUGGAUCCCUCCGACAGCUUUGCAUGGAAUGAAUAUCUCGAGAAAACUGGUGGUAGUCCAGCUGCUUGGGAAUGCUUCAAACAGGUACGUAUCUCUGUUAUAGAAUUUGUGUAUUUAUAUUUUCAUAUAUUCCGCGUUUAUUUUUCGAUUUUUGUAUAUUUAUUACUGAUUUACGUGACAAAUAUCAAUUAA
Rodentolepis nana is the source of this 234-nucleotide messenger RNA. The record is from the annotation of a GenBank genome assembly. Lineage: Eukaryota; Metazoa; Platyhelminthes; Cestoda; Cyclophyllidea; Hymenolepididae.